AUGCUCAGCAAGGAACAGUUGAAUUAUCUCGACAAAGAUGGGUAUCUGGUGGUAGAAGAUUUGUUGGACCCCGAAAAGGACCUUGAACCAAUUAUAGAUGAGCUCUCUCAAGUGGCAGAUGGACUUGCGCAUGACUUGGUAGCUCGUGGUGAGCUUUCAAGCAUCUACGAAGAUCUUCCCUUUGAAAAGAGAUUGGCACGCAUUAUAGCUGAAACGGGUCAAUCCCAUUCACAACAUUUUGAUUUCUCACUACCAAAGGGGCAAGUGGGAGCACAUGCUCCCAUGUAUUUGGGAAAUGCUCUUUUUCAGCUCAUCACGAACAGCCAAUUGUUGGAUUGUGUACAAGAUGUCAUCGGUCCCGAAAUCUACUCCAACCCCGUCCAACACGCUCGGCUAAAGCCGCCAGAAUCAGUGGUCCCCAAGAAGGCCGUAGGGAUGAGUGUUCUGGUGGGCGAAACACCGUGGCAUCAGGAUAAUGCCGUUCUGACAGAAGACGCGGAUGAAACAAAUGUUCUGACAGUAUGGAUACCCCUGGUAGAUACAACGGAAAGGAAUGGGUGUCUGAUCGUCGUCCCAGGUAGCCACCGGAUGGAUUCAUCAUUGGCCCAACACUGCCACAGUGGUCAUGGUGUACUUCGCAUUCCUGACAGUGUCAUUGAACCUCACCGUGACGAGGUGAUUCCCGUGCCUGUCAAACGAGGGGGCGUCUUGAUUUUUCAUCGUCGUCUUUGGCAUGCAUCUCUCCCGAAUCUGACCGAGGAGCUCCGGACCAGCCUAGAUCUGCGCUAUCAGCCAUUGGGAGAACCAACUGGACGUGACAUGUUCCCAGGUUUCGUCGUGCGAUCUUCCAACCCAGAGCAGAGAACGUUGCAGAGCCGAGACGACUGGGAGAAGCUCUGGAAAGAUACCCAAAAACGAAUGGCAAGCAAAGACUACGUUGAGCAACCUUUUGAUCGUUGGCAAAGUAGUGACCAUCCACUGUGUGCCUAA
Molecule: messenger RNA, 990 nt
Organism: Seminavis robusta
Lineage: Eukaryota; Bacillariophyta; Bacillariophyceae; Naviculales; Naviculaceae
Source: the annotation of a GenBank genome assembly